Molecule: messenger RNA, 2032 nt
Organism: Brachypodium distachyon (stiff brome)
Lineage: Eukaryota; Viridiplantae; Streptophyta; Magnoliopsida; Poales; Poaceae
Product: fatty-acid-binding protein 2
Exons: 11
Coding region: 415-1665 (416 amino acids)
Cellular component (GO): chloroplast stroma
Molecular function (GO): intramolecular lyase activity; fatty acid binding
Source: RefSeq, a predicted model, not a curated record
CGCCAUUGAUUGGGAGGAGAGAAGAGAGGGAGGGAGAAAGAAGGCAGCAGACGACGCCCAAGGCCCGAAGCGGAGCACGCGUUCUUCGCCUCUCACCUCACGGGAGGCGAGGCGGGCGCGAGGCGACGCGAGGUGGGAGAUUGGAUUUGGGGAGGCUGAUCGAGCAAGGAAUUCCAAUUUGCUUGUUAAUUAGCCUCUCCAUCUCCUCCGAAUUUCCGGCUUGGUUGUUGAUCUUUGAUCUCGCGCUCCCCAAAUCCGUAGGGAUCACGAGCUUCUCCUCGGUUCCUCCCUGCCCCUAGGGUGCUCCGGCGCGGGGUUCUCUGUGAUCUGUCGACGCGGCGCGGACAGAUCACUAUAUUAUCCUCGUCGUACAUUCACAAGCUUGCUUGAAAGACUUCUUAUAUUCAUUCAAGUAUGAAGAAUGAUCGGUUAAUUUUCACCAAUCUUGGUCAUGGUGGGGUAUACUACAUGUACAAGUUUCCACCAGAGUUUCCAAUGUCUCAUGAUCUUGGGUUGAAUUUUGUUACAAAUGUUGGAAGUUUGUUGGGGAGUUCUCUUCAACAUCGCAGGCAGAUUUGUUCUUCAGGAAAUGUGAAGGUUCAGGAAGCAUUCACUUGCCUCAGGAAGUUUGCCAGAGCUUUCUAUAUCUGGUUUUCUAGAGCAUAUGAUCCCAAAAAUUUCCACGGGUUUUCACAUAUAAAGCAAGUGAAAUCUUGCAUGCAAAAUCUGGUGGGGUUGCAGUUCCGUUCUCUGAAAGAAGAGCAUGCUGUGCAACUGCUUUUAGCUAGGCUUGCACAUGCAACACUUGGACGACUGUGGAAUGAUUUUGAGCAGCAGCAUGCCAGCAAUCUUCUUACUGUAGCUAGUUUUGCUGCUAUCGUACCACCAGUUGAAAAUAUAUCUCCGAAGAUGCUUGCAGAGUUGAUGGCCUUGGGAAAUAUUGAUGGUUAUAUCAACAGACCAGUGGAUCAGCCUUACUUGGACGGGAAACAACUAAGUUGUCCUUCUGUUGCUGUGCCAACUCCAAUCUUUCAAGAAGAUGCAGUUGAACCAAAAACUGGAAUCAAGUUCCCCGCAAUCCUCGAAAAUGACUCGAGCCCAGCUACGACGGUACUAGUUGGGAUUGGUUUCAAAGGCAUGAGAAUAAUGAGGGUCAAAACCUUGAAUCUGUACGCUUUUGGUUUAUAUAUGCAACCAAAUUCCAUUUGUGAGAAGCUGGGUCCUAAGUAUGCUUCUGUCCCAACCACCAAACUGAAGGAUGACCCAGAUUUCUAUAAUGAUCUUCUGAGGGAAAACCUUCAUAUCAGAGUUAGGUUGGUGGUUAACUACAAUGGCCUUAGCAUUGGUGCAGUGAGAGAUGUAUUCGAGAAGUCACUUGGCCUGCGUUUGAAGAAGAUGAAUCCUGACACUGAUUAUCAUUGCUUGAAGACCUUUGGUUCUUGCUUCACCGAAGAUAUUCCAAUACCUGCUGGCACAAAGAUUGACUUCUCUCAAACGUCUGAUGGCCAGCUAAUAACGGAAAUUGAUGGCAGGAAAAUUAGUGCUGUUCAGAGUAAAGACCUUUGCAGGGCAUUCUUCGACAUGUACAUUGGCGAUUCGCCUGUCUCAUUGGAGGCCAAGAGAGAAGUUGCCCGGAACGUGGCUGGGCUCAUCAGCAGAUGCUGAUGAAAGAGGGGGCAGCCGGUCAGACAAUUCUUUCAUUCUUGUAUUAUAGCAAGGGGUGGGCAAAUGUGGAUAGGAAACUAGGCGAGGAAUCUUGGGUGUAUAUAUGGUGAGAGAUCUGUAACUUGUAAAGAGAAAACGGUUGUGCGCACACACACAAACACGCACACACACACGGGAGAUGAGCAUCUGCCUGCUGUGCAAGGGCCUCCAUUCCUUCCUUUUUGAUUUGGAUGGGCCUUUUGCCAUUUUGUAGAUGAGUCUCAAGUUGUAAUGCAUGAGGAAUUGAGGAUGCUUCUCCCAUGAGGAAAAUACGGGCCUUCGAAUCUUUUCGCUGGGGCCGCCAUUUGUGGGGCGAGUCCUUCUGCUA